AAUUCAUCUCAUCUUCUCGUUCUGAAGGCCAAUUGGCAACUGCACAUCACCUUCACAGUUGUCACCAAUAGGACGCGGGCCCAACUAACAUAUCAAGUCCCCAAUGGAAUUGGUACCAGUCACAAUCAAUUGCAACCCUCAUCUGACCUUACUCAGGCCUCUUCUCCCAAGCCCGUAAUCUCCUUCUCGCCACCUCCAUCCACUGUUACUUUUGCCAACUCCACUUGCCACUCUGGUCCUGCUGCAACUAUAUGGUACCCUCCUGAUCUAGUGGAAACAGACUGUCUCCAUUUUUCCUUGCCUCUUCGUCUCCUUCCCUCUGAACCGACCAGUGUUCUCGAUUCAUUAACUUCUUCAGUUAGUUCGGCAGUCGGCAUUGAAGGCAUGGCUCUAACUGCAGUCAGCCUGGAUACAGUAGUCCAGCAGCUGGAGUAA
Molecule: messenger RNA, 435 nt
Organism: Protopolystoma xenopodis
Lineage: Eukaryota; Metazoa; Platyhelminthes; Monogenea; Polystomatidea; Polystomatidae
Source: the annotation of a GenBank genome assembly